Vigna radiata var. radiata (mung bean) is the source of this 1056-nucleotide messenger RNA. RefSeq names its product 40S ribosomal protein S6-like. The transcript has 6 exons. NCBI's taxonomy places the organism in Eukaryota, Viridiplantae, Streptophyta, Magnoliopsida, Fabales, Fabaceae. Gene Ontology annotation, cellular component: ribosome. Gene Ontology annotation, biological process: translation. The coding region runs from base 91 to 840 and encodes 249 amino acids. The record is from RefSeq and is a predicted model, not a curated record. Gene Ontology annotation, molecular function: structural constituent of ribosome.
GUUGUCGUUACCGAGUUUACCCUUAUCUAUUUAUAGUUUCCAAACGCACGCAUCAGGUUAGGCGCGGCGGGAUCAGAAGGAGUUUGCAAAAUGAAGUUUAACAUAGCAAAUCCCACCACUGGAUGUCAGAAGAAGCUGGAAAUCGAUGACGACCAGAAGCUUCGUGCAUUUUGGGAUAAGAGGAUCUCUCAAGAGGUCCUUGGUGAUGCCCUGGGCGAGGAAUUUAAAGGCUAUGUUUUUAAAAUCACUGGAGGAUGUGACAAACAAGGCUUCCCAAUGAAGCAGGGAGUGCUGACCCCUGGUCGUGUCAGACUCUUGCUUCAUAGAGGAACCCCAUGUUUCCGUGGAUAUGGGAGGCGCAAUGGAGAGCGUAGAAGGAAGUCUGUUCGUGGAUGCAUUGUUAGCCCUGACCUAUCUGUUUUGAAUUUAGUUAUUGUGAAGAAGGGCGAUAGUGAUUUGCCAGGUCUCACCGAUGUUGAAAAGCCAAGGAUGAGGGGUCCAAAGAGAGCAUCCAAAAUCCGAAAGCUGUUCAACCUGUCAAAGGAUGAUGAUGUGAGAAAGUAUGUAAACACAUACCGUCGGACCUUUACAACAAAAGCUGGGAAAAAAGUGAGCAAAGCUCCAAAGAUUCAACGAUUGGUGACUCCUUUGACUCUCCAAAGGAAGCGAGCAAGGAUUGCUGACAAGAAGAAAAGAAUUGCUAAGGCAAAGUCAGAAGCAGCAGAGUAUCAGAAACUCCUUGCUUCUAGAUUGAAGGAGCAGAGGGAUCGCCGGAGUGAAAGCUUGGCUAAGCGUAGAUCCAAACUUUCUAGUGCUUCCAAACCCACUGUUACUGCAUAGGCUGCGUGAGAUCUGGUGAGGUUUAAACUUCACUUUAGUUUUUGGGAGACUCGGUUGCGGGUGUUUAUGAUAAACAUUUAUUGCUUUUCAAUUUAAAUACAUUCAGUUCAUUUGAGUAAUUUUCAACGAUUUUUAUCAAUCGAAUGUAAUGAUUUUUGCCUAGUUGGAACUUUUAUAUAUUAUAUGCUCCCAAUGGAAUCUUGUGAACUAGGCCAA